UGGAUCUCAUUCUGCGCACCUUGUAUGCGCAUCGUAGUAGGAUCCCUGAUAGUAAAUUUGUUUGUAACCAGCCUAAAUUGCAGACGAUUUUUACUGCUGUGCAUGUUUGUUUCCAUGUACGGGGUCUAGCCAGAACGAUGCAAAUAUGGUGUCAAUUCCCAGUCCCGAGUUGAGAAAAACACGGUGUUGAGAUGGACAGAUACAUCACUAGAAUGUCUUUUCUGUGCUAGAAACAACUACUUUUUGGAUUUCUAGGAUGAUCAGAGCUUCUGUGUUAUUGGUAUAAUCCCCUUUUGUAGAGUAAAAUGAGAGUGAAGCUGGUAACCCAUUCGGAGAUAUUUGGACAGUUCUCUGGCGUUUAAUUAAUUCUCGGAGGACAUUUUUUUCACAAUAAUUUCUUAUUUCAUGUAUAAAUUGCUUUGUAAAUCCCUUGUUUUUAAUCUCUGUGCUGGAUAAAUGUUGUGAUUUUCAAACAUAUCAACAGAAUAAUAGUGAUCUCUUGUUCUGUUGUUUCAGUAAGUUAAAACAAGUUUGAUUUCCUGGUUGACACAUAUAUUCAUUCAUAUUGAAGUCUUGUACCUGUCUGUCUUUUGUAAAAUCAUAGAUUAGAUGCUUGCAGUUUUGUGUUGAUUUAUUCGUACAAUUAUGUCCAGAAAACCUGCCAAAUCUAGUGAUAAUUUGGCUGUGGCAGAAAGACUUGCUGAUUAUAAAGGGGAGAGUGUUACACCAAUUGUUAACCAAGGGGCAGGUGAUUCGCCAGAUCUUGAAACUCACAGACCAUUUCAUUCAGAGAUGAACUACGCAGAUGAUAUCGGAGCAUCAGUGGAUAAUAUCUCCCUGAAGGACAAUCUCCAUGCCAAAGAAAUCACAAAGGAGAAAAAGUACAGUCAAGGCUCAAUAGCAGUAGAUCCUGUGAUUGCCAAAAAGCAGGUGACUGUGACAGCCCCUGGAACUAACAAAGCAAAACCAACAGUAACUGGAAGACCAUCCAUAAGGGCAGAUCUGGAUGUUGCUAAGGAGUUCAAAAAGUGUAAAGAAGAAGGUGCUCAGCGUUUGGAUCUAAGCAAGUCACAAAUUUCAGCUCUACACAGUAGUGUUAGAGAGUUAACCCAACUGUCAGAAUUCUAUUUGUAUGGAAACCGUCUGACUCAGUUACCACCAGAGAUUGGUUACUUGACUGGUCUCUCGACGCUGGCACUAAGCGAGAAUUCAAUAACAACACUUCCAGAUUCCUUAGAAAACUUAACAAAGUUGAGAGUUCUUGACUUAAGGCAUAAUAAAUUGCAGGAGAUUCCGAAUGUAGUGUAUCGGCUGAAGUCGCUGACCACGCUCUUUCUUAGGUUUAAUAGAAUUAAACACGUAGAAGAGGACAUUUCCAAUCUCACUAAUUUAACAAAGUUCAGUUUGAGGGAGAACAAGAUAAAAGAGCUUCCUCAAGGAAUUGGACAGUUGGUCAAUUUGGUGACCUUUGACAUUUCCCACAACCACCUGGAGCACUUACCUGAAGAUAUUGGAAACUGCAUAAUGUUGAACUCCCUUGACCUGCAACACAAUGAGUUGCUAGAUAUUCCAGAUUCCAUUGGUUAUCUGAAGUUGUUGACCAGGCUUGGCUUACGGUAUAACCGGUUAAGUGCCAUCCCACGCACCCUGGCAAACUGUUCUAUGAUGGAUGAGUUCAAUGUGGAAGGAAACAACAUAUCAAGCCUACCGGAAGGGUUGCUCUCUAGUUUAACCAAUCUGACGAGUAUCACACUGUCGCGGAAUGCGUUCCAGUCCUACCCGACAGGUGGACCAUCCCAGUUUUGUUCGGUGUAUGCAAUUAACUUGGAGCACAAUCAGGUGAACAAGAUUCCGUUUGGGAUAUUCUCACGAUCAACAAGUCUAACAAAGUUAAACAUGAAGGAUAAUCAGUUAACAUCUCUUCCUCUUGAUAUGGGUACCUGGACGAAUAUGGUGGAGUUGAACCUUGGCACGAAUCAGCUGACGAAGAUCCCAGAUGAUAUCCAGAAUCUGGAGAAGCUUGAAGUUCUUAUUCUUAGUAAUAAUUCCCUCAGGCGGUUAACGUCGAGCAUUGGUAACCUGAAGAAACUCAGAGUAUUAGACCUAGAGGAGAAUCGCUUGGAACAGCUUCCUCAAGAAAUUGGUCAACUGAGAGAGCUUCAGCGACUUGUUGUCCAGUCCAACCAACUUACCUGUCUGCCACGAUCAAUAGGGUUCUUAAAAAAUCUUCAGUAUUUGGGAGCAGGAGAAAAUAAUCUUACGUCCUUACCUCAAGAAAUUGGUACAUUAGAAAACCUGGAAUCCCUCUACAUUAAUGACAACCCCGAGUUGCACAGUCUGCCGUACGACUUGGCGUACUGCAGCAACCUCCAGAUCAUGAGUAUUGAGAACUGUCCACUCAGUCAGAUCCCAGCGGAAAUUGUAGCCAGGGGGCCCUCUCUGGUCAUACAGUACCUCAAGCUCCAAGGUCCAUAUUGCCAGAUGCGAGACUAAAACCAUUAUCCAAGACUUGGCGGAAUCAUUGUCAGCAUCGACCAUGAGUUUGUUAAUGGACUGUGUGAUACAUUAAUACAUUACACCAACCCUCUGCUGUACUCCGUAGGUCAUAGAAUUAUGACAUGCUCCAGUAAUGCUGUCCUCUCACACAGCAGAGCAUCAACAUCAUCAUUGUCAUCCUCCUCAUGAUCAUCGCCAUCAUCAUCAUGAUCAUCAUCAUUGCUGUAAGCUUUAUUUUGCUAGUUUAAUGUACUAAGUUUUAACGGGCAGUGACGUUGGCUUGAUAUGAGAACCAGCAGGUUUUCCACAGCAAAUCUGGUCUGGCAGCAAGCAGUCAGUUGAUGGGAGUGUCGUUUAGUUGCGUCUCCAUAGCAACGUGAAUCCUCAAGUGCAGAACGCCUGUUACAGUAAUAUUUUGGUGCUUUUCAUGAUCAUUGUCUCGGAAUAUUAACUGUUUUGUGUGUUUUGCUCCCUGGUAAUUGUGAUUUUUAUAUAUUGCUUGUUUAUUAUAUUAUAUUAUAUAAUAAAAUUGUGAUAGUUUUGAUGUAUUUUAUCCCCCGAAAUGUUCAUUAUUAAUAUUUUGCUUGUGAUCUGACUUAAUAAUGUUAGUUGAUGUCUGUUCUUCAGAUUACUUACAAAGAGUCUGUCUAUGAGUAGAUUGCAAUACACAACAUACACAAUGGCAUACACCCAAACUUUUAAUUGAAUAAUAAGUUAUGAAAUGCACAACAACCAUUUGUUCAGACAUGUUUCAUGAAAUAUUAAAUUAUUUUAAUUAAUGAUUUUUUUUUAUGUCAGUAAAAUGAUUCAUGUUGAAAAUAAUUUCCCAUCCCAGUUAAAAACACCAAAACACGUAACAAAUUGAAAACAUUUCUGCCUCUGGGUUGUUUUUUUAAAGCCAUUUACCUAAGUUUUUGUCGUGAUAUCAUCCAGAAGGGAAUCUAUUGCUGUAGAUGGUGUGCUGUUUGUAAUGUUGUGAAGUAUAGUUAACACCAUCACUGAUUCAUUUGAAAUGUUAAGUAGGCAUCUUACUUUAAAGUAUUGCUUAGGAUUUUGUUCUAGCUGUAGUUACCUGUACGUGGAACUACUACCCAAGAACUGGCAGGCCAGUUUAGCCGUGACUUGUAGGAUAGAUAGCCUAUUGUAUAUUAAGUACAUUCUUUCAUGUAUAUAUUUUCAAUGUUUUACAAUGAUCAUAACAAAAAUGUACAAAUAAUGGAUUACGGGGGGAAAAGAGAAACUGAAUCUGUAACCUGUAGUAAAACUGCCACGCGAAAUAUGUGGUAUAAAAACUUAUUAUUGAUAUAUUAAGAUGUAAAAUUAAUAGUAUUUACCAUAUACACAAGAAAUACAUAAUCGAUCUCUAUUACAUGUAAUACGGGGUACAAUAUUUCUUUCAUUCUUUGCGUAUGUCAGUGAUACAUUUGAUGUGUGGCACAUUAGUAAUUAAAUAGAAGAUACAAUCUCUUUUAAAAAAACAAACACCGGUUGAUUUAAGAUAUAUUUGAAAUGUUGUACAAUUGUAGUAGAAUUGGGUAACUCACCAGUUACGCAAUAUAAUUCAUGUGACUGAACAAUAGGUUACCUAGGUAAAAAUUGAAUGAAUCAACUUCUGGUUAAGUACAAUUGUGAAAUAUUGUCCCCUGUAGUACUGAUGUUAUAUGUAAAUACUAAAACUAUAAACCAACUUGAAAAUACUACAUAUCAUCGCUGUACACUUUGUAUGUGGAAUUUGAAUCCUUCAGUUUAGACUCUUAUUAUCACAGCUGACUGCGCUGUAUUGGGAUUCUCAUGUUGACUUUUUAUAUAUAUAUAUAUCAUUUUUGGCAAACUAUAUUUUGCUGGCAACCUUGAUAAGCUGUGUUUGAUAUAAUAAUGUAUAUUUACAUGGAGCAGUUAAACACUGCAGGAUAGGAGUAGUAAAAAUACACAUGCAGGAGUUCUGUUUGUAUUCAUGUUUUUAUUGAUUAGUUUGAAAUAAAUUUGAAUUCCACAUCAUCCGAAAUUAAGUGUAUUUGAGCAACAAUAAUAUACUAUGCAAAGUUUGCUAAGGGGAUCACGAAUUCCAGAUCAUUUAACGUUAAUGUGUUCCACAUUAAUCACUAAAUUGUACUAAUACACAAUAGUUAAAUGUUUAAUGAAUUGAAAAUUGCAAGAAUUCAUCCAUUUAGAGGGAAAAUUAGCUACAUGCCAUAGGGUAUGCACACCUCUGAAAACUAUUUUGGUGAUCACACAUGAAGAUAUUUACAGAUAAUGAACAACAAUGGAACAUCUUUGACUGAGGUACAAUGUCAAGAUCAUACGUGAAAACCUCUUGCCAUAAUAACUGGCAUUGUUAUUUCAUGCUCCUAAUCAGCCGGAACAUAUAUCUGUAGACGGUCAUAUAUCUGUAGAAGAUUGUUCCAUUUCUCCCAAAAAUGUAUAUGUGAUCCUUUGCAAACUUUGAAUAGUAUAUUUGGAAGCGAUAUUGUCUGAUAGUGUUUUAUGCUUCUGGGACCUAAUUCACUAAACUCUCACAACUUUGCGAUGUCGCAGUGCAAUGCAAAGAGACUUGCAAAGAGGAUACUUUGUUGUCUAGAAGAGCCUAAGAGAGGUUUGUGAAUUAGGCCCCUGGUGUCAUUUUCUUUAUGUUUACAUGGCAAGCCAAAAGGAUACAGUCAUUUUCUAUUUGACUGUCAAAUUUUCCAAAUGAUUAAUUUUAGCAGCCAAAUACAGUCAAGACAUUGUCUUCGCCUGCUAUCUCAUGAGCUUAAGAUAGAUGUAUCUUGAGGUAGAAAAAUUGUCCCAUGCUAUAAUUUUCAUCAUCUCUUGUUAUGUUUAUCACAAACCACCAUUACCUUGAGCUGUUUGGGUUAUUUCCCUUCAACAAUGAUAUAUAAUGAAGUUUGACCAUAGUCAUUUUAAAUUAUUUUUUCGAAAUUAAUGUGUUGUGUAGUUUUGACAGUAUGAAGAAAUAAAUUAAUGAAAGGUAUACCAUUAGACGUACAUGUUUGUUCUGUUACAGUGUCAUGUUGUAGACAGGAUUUAUGGUCCGUUUGUUUUAAUAAAUUUGGUAAUAAUGUGAAGAAAAAAUCAAACCUUUAAAAACAUGACAGUUCCAUUCUGUUAUAAGCAUUUGAUUUUUUGUUUGUUGAUUUUUUAAUUUACAAAACCAAAUAUGUUUAUUUGUUUAUUUGCAGGAACUUAAUUAUCAUGCUUUACGUAGAAAACAGGGUUUUUUUUUUGCAUGCAUUUAAAUAUCUUAUUAAAGGUGAAAUUACGUUAUGGCCUAUACAGUAUUACACCAGUUGAUAAGUUCACUUCAGGUAAAUAUAUAACACUCCGAUUAGGUUUUCCUUCCAUUGAAUAGGAGUAGCCUAUGCAGAGUUUAAGCUGGAUCAGAAAAAAUAUAUAUUUGCAGUUUGGAGAACUUGGCUAGAAAAUCUUUAGCAAUACUCUAGUUUCAAACAGUCUAAAUAACAGUAGUUCUUUUGUUCUUUGUACAAUAAAAUACGUUUUCAAUUAAUCAAGAUUUAAGAACCAGGGGCCUAAUUCACUAAACUCUCGCAACUUUUCGAUCUCGCAGUGCAGUGCUAAAAGACUUGCAAAGAGGAUGCUUUGUUGUCUAGCAGAGCCUAAGAGACCUGUGUGUAUUAGGCCCCUGCUCCCAAUUUUACAAAACAUCAUAAGCCUAGUUUUGCAUGUAAAUGUAAAUCUACAACUAAACCACAAUUUUAAUUAUUAUUCAAAGUACAAUAAAUAUAAUUUGAAGUACACAAAUUUCAUUUUCUUUUAUCCUUUUAGUGCUCGAUCUUCCAUAACAUGUAAUUUUCUGGUUGAAAUAGAUGCCAAUUAUGGGUGUGGUUUUUUUUUUUUUUUAUCAAUGUGAUUCCAUUUUAUGAAAGCUUAAUAAUAUCCCAGCAAAGUACAGAAGGAAUUAUGAUUUAAGUUAUAUUUGUGGUGCUGGGCCCCGUUCCAUGAAUCGAUUUUAACGCUAUGAUUACCUUACUUGCUUUUGAAACAAGUGGAUCAGUAGUCCAGUAUUUGAAUGGUUGCUAGCAGAUUAUGUAGUUAACACUGAGUUGAUACAAAGCAGUGAGUUCACUUAGUAUGAAUCUUGUAAAUGCAAACUUCACUGCAUUGUCUAUUGCCGUAGGCAGUUGCAAACUCCACUGCAUUGCCGAUUGCUGUGGGCAAUUGCAAACUCUACUGCAUUGCCGAUUGCCGUAGGCAAUUGCACCACGGCAAUUGCAGGGGUUGAAAUUGUAUCUUUGGUUGUACUCGGUAUACUACUUUUUUUUAAAGUAUUUUUCUUUUGUUGAUUCUCUUUUAAUUGUCAGUGUUAAUAUAUUACUUUUCAUUUAAAUCAGUAAAUUGAUUGGAAUGGCUUUUUCUCUUUUUACAUGUAUUGGUUAAUUAACUAGUCCUUUGUCCAUCUAAAACAAAGCAAAUGUACCAUGAUACAAGGUUGCAUUCUGCAGUAAAAUUGUAUGAACUGAAGACAUAAAAAAAUAUUUUGUGUCAAUUCCAGCGUAUUUUAUUUUAAUGGGUUGUCUUGUAUAAAAAGGCAGUGUCCGUAUUUACAUUUAUUCUUUCUUGUCCAUAUUGCAGAUAAAUGUCACAUAUAUAUGUAUUCCAAAAUGUGCUACUGAUUGAUCAAAGUGCAAUAAUUUAAAAACAUUGUUGUCUUUUUUCUUUUUCUUUUUUAAAUUCUGUAAAUUCCAUUAGCAGGUAAAUACAUUUUUUAUUAAAGCUCUAAUAUUGAAAUAUUUUAUUUCUGCAAGCUACUCAAUUUAUGAUAAUCAUGCAUUGUUAAUAGUUGACACCUACAUUUUAAAAUAUUAAAAACAAGUGAAGUUAGUUUAUCAAACUUUCAUUGGUAUGUAUUGCCAUUAUGAAAAAUAUUUUUGGAACAUAAAUCCAUCAAUAGCACAAAUCCAAAAUCGAAAUAUAGCUUACAAUACAUAUAUAUAUAAUACAUACAGACACAUACACACACACAAACACACGCACACACACACACGCUCACACACACGUGCACACACACUUGUAAAUAUAAAACAUACUUUGACCAUGCAUCUUCUGUGUUAUCAUGUGUUUCUGUUUUGUAGCAUACUGUAUAAACUAAUGAUGAAACUUUAGCUACUGAAAUAAGUACUGGAAAAUGCAAAUACAUGUAUUGCUAUGGCAUUUUCCUAUUUAGGUGUUUGUACAUCGCACUGGCCUGUGGAGCAGUCAGGUUUUGUUUGAUAACUGUAUAGCAGCGCACGGGGGGAGAGCUUGGAUACCUCAGAUUUGUGAUAACUUGAAAUGCUCGUGAUUGUAACAAUAUGGCUGCCGCCUCUCGGAUUGUGAACAAGCAAAAGUUUAGUUUGUGUGUGCAUGUGGGUGGCAUUUGAUCAACUCUGUAGACGUUGUAUACAUACUGAUACAUUUUACUAAUGCUUCAGACGAGACAUAUGACAUUUUUAAAACCGUGGAUCCAUGGGUACGUAUCAAGAUUUCUUUGUUAAUAACAAUUCGCUGGACAGACACCAUGUGAACAUUAGUUGAAUUUGUAAAGAGUGGGAAUGACUCUUCAUUUUUACGUCGUUUUGGCUCUAAGGCCUUGUUGAACUUAACAGUGCAGAGAUAGUAAUUCGGCAUGUAUGUAUGUCUGGGUAUAAAGCUUUAAUAUUAACAGAUAGGGAGUAAUAUAAAGGGCCGUUCGCAUUAGAUAGGGAGUAUUAUAAACGGCCGUUCGCAUCAGAUAGGGAGUAAUAUAAACGGCCGUUCGCAUCAGAUAGGGAGUAUUAUAAAGGGCCGUUCGCAUUAGUAUAUAGAGGAAAUUUCAUGUUUUUUGUAAAAUAUGAUUUAUAUCUCAUCGAGUGAAGUUUGCAAUGAGUGUGAUAUGAUUGCAAACUUCACGAGUGACCGAUAACACUUUUAUUUCAUUGAUAUUUUAAGAUAUUUCACUAAAUGUUGUAUAAUAAAACCAGGAUAUUACAUUGGAGGGGGACACCUACAUUGACUAAAUUGUAUUAUGGAACGAGAGGCAAAUAUAAAAGGUGGUGUGAAAAAAAGAAAGAAAAAGAGACGUGCUGGGGCGGGUGGACAGACCCCUCCCCCUCCCCCUAGUGCCAACACACAGCAACGCCAGUGGCGCACACGGCUAUCGGCAUUUUAACUCGAGUACAAACUACACGGAGAGUGAGAGUUAGGGCGUUAAUACCAGCAAAUGUUUUGAAAACGACGGCCCGACCCGUACCCCCAUCACACACACACACAUCAUCAACCAUGGGCCUCGAGCAUUGAAUGUAGAUUGAUUUUAGUCCAUAUCAGAUUCUGUUCCAAAUUAUGCUAUAGAUUACGGACAAGACCCCCACCCACGUACCUCCCACCCUCCCUUAAUCUCUGAAUUGUUAUGCUCGAUCAAGAGAUCUGGGAAGUCGUUCAACGAAGGUUCUGAAAUCUGUGAUUGAAAUAACGGUACUCGCGUAAGAGCUAAAAACCGAUGCCGGCUAUGACUAAUGCUCUGAAUCUGUUACUACUAAGCAAGUAAUACUGUCCAGCAUGUUUCGUAACAAGAAUUUCUAUAUAUGUAUUCCGUGGAUCACGAAUUUUGUUCUCCACUCAAAACCAUCCCCUGUUCACGUCAUCCCUAAUUCCUGUCUAUAUAUUAUCUGAAUUGGGCUGAUCGAAACGAAUAAGUCCAUCACGGGAAGUACACGUAUUGUUGUUAUAAAGAAAGUGCACCUCUGUCGGUUACUUGUAUAAUAAAGAUUAUAUACGCAGCAUUGACGAGGACGUUUGUUAAUACGUAAAUCGUAUUGGUCAAUAAUCGAUUGAAAUGCGUUUUGGACAUGGUUCUUGUGCGCAGUUUGCGAACAUCAUUGUUGCACUGGAUGGUAUUGGUAAUAUUACAGUCGGGUGAAUGAGGCGGAACUGUAGCUUAGUAAGUGAAGAUGUAUAUAUACAAUCAAAUGAAUAAACUUAAUGCCAUACUA
Gigantopelta aegis is the source of this 9461-nucleotide messenger RNA. RefSeq names its product leucine-rich repeat protein SHOC-2-like. The coding region runs from base 646 to 2493 and encodes 615 amino acids. The transcript has 18 exons. NCBI's taxonomy places the organism in Eukaryota, Metazoa, Mollusca, Gastropoda, Neomphalida, Peltospiridae. Gene Ontology annotation, molecular function: protein binding. The record is from RefSeq and is a predicted model, not a curated record.